CACUGCACUCCAGCCUGGGCGACAGAGCAAGACUCCGUCUCAAAAAAAAAAAAAAUUUUGCUCAGUACCUGGCCAAAAAAGAAGCAGCUCACUCCCUGUACACAGAGGGUAAGAGAAAGGAGAUGGUUGAACUUCUAAACUCGCUAAAGCAGGAGAGGCAAAUGUGGAAUGUGCUCAGGAAAUAUCUGUGAGAUGAAUGAAUUUGAGGGAAGUAAGGUACUAGAUAAUUACCUGCCCUACCCAGAACAAAUCCUGUGCAACGUUUCCUUGAAGAGCAGGAAGUCAGGCUGGGUGGUGUGGCUCACGCCUGUAAUCCCAGCCCUUUGGGAGGCCAAAGCGUGUGAAUCACCUGAGGUCAGGAGAUUGAGACCAGCCUGGCUAACAUGGUGAAACCCUAUCUCUACUAAAAUACAAAAAGUAGCUGGGCGUGGUGGUGCGUGCCUGUAGUCCCAACUACUUGGGAGGCUGAGGCAGGAGAAUUGCUUGAACCUGGGAGGCAGAGGUUGCGGUGAGCUGAGAUCGGCCACUGGACUCCAGACUGGGUGACAGAGUGAGACAUCAUCUCAAAAAAAAAAAAAAAAAAAAGAAAAGCAGGAAGUUUGGAAGGGGUGGCUACUGACAUAGUGAAGCAACUAGUUCAAUUCUACAACUUGACAACUACCCCUGUGCCGGGCUGUCUACAAGGAUAUUUAGAAUGUGUGAGACAUUCCUUCAAGGAACUCCAGGAACAGAGGCCUGACAUGUUGCAAUGUUUAGUGUCAAGCAGUGUACUAGAGACACAUUAUCACACUCAAACCUCACAACAGUUCUAUGAGGUAGGAGUUAUCACUCCCCUUUUAUAGAUGAAAUAGAGGCUUAGAGUGAUUGAUUUACUGAAGGUCAAACAGCCAGUAAAUGGUGUAGCAAGGAUUCCAACCUUGCCGUCUCACUAAAACUGUACAAAAAAAGAUACAAACAACAGACAAAUAGUUCCCAGGCGCCUCCCAAGUUGCCAGGCACUGCGUUUACCUCACUGACUCCUUUGAGGCUGUGGCAUUGCCUCCAUUUUCUAGGCGAGGAAAUAGGCUGAGAGCUGGGGUUAGUCUGGUCAUGACUGUGUGUGCCACUCCCACCAAAUCUCAUUUGAUGUGGUUCAUGAGGCAAAUGGCAUGGACAACUUCCUUCACAUGUCCACUGAGCAUAUGGCCUUUUACAACACUUUCUGGUUUCUGAACUACUUUACAAACCUCGCUGUCCUGUGAGGAAGGAAGAACAGUUAUUACAAUCUGCAUCUGGAAGCCAGUUGCCCUUUAGAGAUAUGGCUGCAAUUGCCUCACUGCCUAUGUCAUGUGACUCUCCGAGGCCCUUAAUGAGUAAAUGAGGGGUGCUGCAGGGGAGUCACGCUGACCACUCCCCUCCCUCCAGGCCUGCCACCCCACUGCCAGUGUCCCACCCUCCUUGCGCCCUACACUUCACUGGCUAAUAACCCCCCUCACUUUUUCCUGUGUUGAAGCCAUCCUGGAUAAUUCCCCACCCACGAAUGGUCCCUCCUCAUCUCAGAGAGCUCUCCAUGCACACCUGUUACUGUUUCUGUUUUUACCUGUAAAUAUCUGUGUCUGACUUCCAUGCCUCAUGCACCUCUAUAGGGCAAAGACUGUGUCUUAAACAUCACGGUAGCCUCAGCAUGUUGUGCAAUGAAGGUUUUUUUGUUUUUGUUCUUUGUUUUUUUUUUGGUAUUAGCUUUAUUUGUAUCAUUUUGAAAUUUUUAUCAAAAAAGCAGUGUGCCUGCUGUGGUUCCCAUCCUCUGGGAUUUAGGAAUCUUUACCCGAUUCUCCAUCCAAGUCUGUCUUUCAUAUUCUAGGCUCUUCCUAAAGUUGUCAUUCACAUAUACCCUCCAGAAUUUUAUAGGGUGUAUAAUUUGUAACAACUCGGAGGAAGCCAAUUGCCCUUUAGCAAUUGCCUCACUUCCUGUGUCAUGUGAGUCUCCUAGUCAUCACAUGACCCAUCCACAUUGGGAAGCCAGAAUUACUUGCAGGACUAACCUAGUGCCUAUAGCUAUGGCAGGUACCUGCAUCCUUGUUUUUGUUUAGUGGAUCCUCUAUCCUUCAGAGACUCUGGAACCCCUGUGCUCUUCUCCUCAUCUAGUGACCCUGAGGUGAUGGAGUUUUCAAGUCCUUCCAGAGAGGAAUGUCCCAAGCCUUCGGGUAGGGUAAGCAUCAUGGCUGGCAGCCUCACAGGAUUGCUUCUACUUCAGGCAGUGUCGUGGGCAUCAGGUGCCUUCAGCCGCUAUAAGAGCAGAAGCAGUGGUCAUCGGAUGGAGCUGAGUACAGGACUACAGGCUAAUUGCACCGGCACAGGAAUCGGAUAUAACAUCAUCUGGGUACCCAUGGCCAGCUGUGACUUCUCCAUCUGCACCUACACCUAUGUAGACACCCCUGAUGAUUUCCAGUUGCACAACUUCAGCCUCCCAGAGGAAGAUACCAAGCUCGAGAUACCCCUGAUUCACCGAGCCCUGCAGUUGGCCCAGCGUCCCGUUUCACUCCUUGCCAGCCCCUGGUCAUCACCCACUCGGCUCAAGACCAGGGGAGUGGGGAAUGGGAAGGGGUCACUCAAGGGACAGCCCAGAGACAUCUACCACCAGACCUGGGCCAGAUACAUUGUGAAGUUCCUGGAUGCCUAUGUUGAGCACAAGUUACAGUUCUGGGCAGUGACAGCUGAAAAUGAGCCUUCUGCUGGGCUGUUGAGUGGAUACCCCUUCCAGUGCCUGGGCUUCACCCCUGAACAUCAGCGAGACUUCAUUGCCCGUGACCUAGGUCCUACCCUCGCCAACAGUACUCAUCACAAUGUCCGCCUACUCAUGCUGGAUGACCAACGCUUGCUGCUGCCCCACUGGGCAAAGGUGGUACUGACAGACCCAGAAGCAGCUAAGUAUGUUCAUGGUAUUGCUGUACAUUGGUACGUGGACUUUCUGGCUCCAGCCAAAGCCACCCUAAGGGAGACACACCACCUGUUCCCCAACACCGUGCUCUUUGCCUCAGGCUGUGUGGGCUCCAAGUUCUGGGAGCAGAGUGUGCGGCUAGGCUCCUGGGAUCGAGGGAUGCAGUACAGCCACAGCAUCAUCACAAACCUCCUGUACCAUGUGGUCGGCUGGACCGACUAACCCAUCAUUGUAGACAUCACCAAGCACAUGUUUUACAAACAGCCCAUGUUCUACCACCUUGGCCACUUCAGCAAGUUCAUUCCUGAGGGCUCGGAGAGAGUGGGGCUGGUUGCCAGUCAGAAGAACGACCUGGACGCAGUGGCACUGAUGCAUCCCGAUGGCUCUACUGUUGUGGUCGUGCUAAACCGCUCCUCUAAGGAUGUGCCUCUUACCAUCAAGGAUCCUGCUGUGGGCUUCCUGGAGACAAUCUCACCUGGCUACUCCAUUCACACCUACCUGUGGCGUCGCCAGUGAUGGAGCAGAUACUCAAGGAGGCACCGGGCUCAGCCUGGGCAUUAAAGGGACAGAGUCAGCUCACACGCUGUCUGUGGCUAAAGAGGGCACAGCAGGGCCAGCGUGAGCUUACAGCGACGUAAGCCCAGGGGCAAUGGUUUGGGUGACUCACUUUCCCCUCUAGGUGGUGCCAGGGGCUGGAGGCCCCUAGAAAAAGAUCAGUAAGCCCCAGUGUCCCCCCAGCCCCCAUGCUUAUGUGAACAUGCGCUGUGUGCUGCUUGCUUUGGAAACUGGGCCUGGGUCCAGGCCUAGGGUGAGCUCACUGUCUGUACAAACACAAGAUCAGGGCUGAGGGUAAGGAAAAGAAGAGACUGGGAAAGCUGGGCCCAAAACUGGAGACUGUUUGUCUUUCCUGGAGAUGCAGAACUGGGCCCGUGGAGCAGCAGUGUCAGCAUCAGGGCGGAAGCCUUAAAGCAGCAGCGGGUGUGCCCAGGCACCCAGAUGAUUCCUAUGGCACCAGCCAGGAAAAAUGGCAGCUCUUAAAGGAGAAAAUGUUUGAGCCCA
Gorilla gorilla gorilla (western lowland gorilla) is the source of this 3976-nucleotide messenger RNA. RefSeq names its product lysosomal acid glucosylceramidase. The record is from RefSeq and is a predicted model, not a curated record. NCBI's taxonomy places the organism in Eukaryota, Metazoa, Chordata, Mammalia, Primates, Hominidae. Gene Ontology annotation, molecular function: glucosylceramidase activity. Gene Ontology annotation, biological process: glucosylceramide catabolic process.